Messenger RNA from Fulvia fulva, 1533 nucleotides. Its product is annotated as Vitamin H transporter 1. Gene Ontology annotation, molecular function: solute:proton symporter activity; dethiobiotin transmembrane transporter activity; biotin transmembrane transporter activity. The record is from RefSeq and is a predicted model, not a curated record. The transcript has a single exon. NCBI's taxonomy places the organism in Eukaryota, Fungi, Ascomycota, Dothideomycetes, Mycosphaerellales, Mycosphaerellaceae. Bases 1 to 1533 code for a protein of 510 amino acids. Gene Ontology annotation, cellular component: membrane. Gene Ontology annotation, biological process: biotin import across plasma membrane.
AUGGCAGAUCUGGACCAUGCCCAGACGAGCCAUCGCGCCUCAACCCAAGAUGACCACUUCAAAGAAGCCGAAACCAACUCACAAGAUGCCGAACAUUGCAACGGCAACGACGACGAUACCAGGCCAGACGCAAUACGGAUGCGGCAGAUCUAUCGAAAGCUGGAUAUGAGGAUCAUACCUCCCUUCUGGCUUCUCUACUUUCUCUGCUCCGCCGUCCGCUCCAAUGUCGGCCUGGCUCAGACGAUGAAUACGUCUUCCGGCCAUGAUCUAGGGACGUACCUCGACAUCACUCCUCAUCAGGUCUCGACAGGUCUGGCGUUGUUCUACGUGACUUACGUCGUGCUCGAAGUUCCUAGUAAUCUGGCGAUGAGCAAACUCUCACCUUCCGUGUGGUUAGCCCGGAUUGUGAUCAGCGUGGGAAUCAUCGGCACUGCCAUGGUCGGGAUGCGCAAUGCCGCUGGCUACUAUGUCCUCCGCCUGCUCCUAGGCGCGGUGGAAGCAGGAAUGUGGCCGGGCAUGAGUCUCUUCUUAACACUAUUCUACCCACCACACCGCAUGGCAAAACGAGUCGGGUGGUACUUCACCGCAUCCCAGGUCUCAGCGGCGGUGGUAGGGCUCGUCAGCGCCGGUUUCCAGAAAAUGGACGGUGACGGAGGCCUUAUCGCAUUCCAGUGGAUGUUCCUACUGUGGGGGCUAGUUACCUUACUCGUAGGCUUCAGCCUCAUCUGGUGGCUACCAGACCGACCACUCAUACCCGGCGAGUCGCCAAAGCGCAGCUGGACAAACAAAUUCCUACCCACCCCCAACCCCGCCCUAACCGGAGACGACGCAAUCCUCCAUUACAAAGACCUAAAAUCAGCCUACCACAACUCCGACUGGAACUUGCGUGAUCUCUGGAACGUCCUCAUCGACUGGCGCUUCUGGCCCUUGCUCAUCAUGUACUUCGGCGUCGUGGGAGUCGGAAACGGCGUCCAAAGCUACGGUACCGUAAUCCUCAAAGCCGUUAACCCUUCCUUCAGCGGCGUCGAGCUGAGCCUCCUUUACGCCCCCAUUUGGAUCUGCGACUUGAUCGGAAUCCUCUGCAUCACGCCCAUCAGCGACCACUUCCACAGACAUCGCGCACUAUGGUUCAGCAUCCCCACAGCCCUCCAAAUCGCCGGGCUCCUCAUCUCUCCCUACGCAGGCGACUCGACCUCAGCCAAAUGGGGACGGUACGUAGGCCUCUUGAUCGUGGGCUUUGGGUUAGGACCUACCGUCCCCAUCACUAUGACCUGGACAGCAGAGAUUUUUCAGCCAAGGCAUGGAGAGAUCGGCGUGGCGGCGGCGUGCGCGUUGGUGUCGGGACUGGGGAAUUUGGGGAGUGUGGUGACGAAUUACGCCCUGUUCUCAGGCUGGCCGGAGGAUGCGGAGAGGAGUCCUGUGUAUGUUGGGAGCAAUUGGGUGAUGAUUGCGAUUUUGCUUGCGAGUAUUGCGGCGAGUGGAGCUAUGACGCUGUUGUUGACGGUGACGGGGCGGAAAAGUCGAGCGGCGUAG